CAACUACACACUCUCUCUCUCUUCAACUUUCUCAUACUCUCUUUAAAAUCUCUGCAAAAACUAAUAAUUACUCUUCGGUAUAAGCCCUAUGUACCAGACGCAAAAUUAGCUGGCAUUGAUUGGACUCAGACCCAGAAGAGAUCCAGAGACUGUGUUGAAAUUGUUUUCAUGUUGUUGAUGGAUUUUGGUUGGUGGAGCAGAGUCGGUCUUCCUUCUUGUUUCCAUAACUUGUAAUUACUGGAGUACGCUGGGAGUUGAAUUAUGAAAAUGGGAAUCGACAAAGAUGGUUCAAAAAGUGGAGGCCACGUAGGUGGUUUCUUUCAGUUGUUUGACUGGAAGGCAAAAUCUCGGAAGAAGCUAUUCUCAAGCAAGUCAGAUUUUCCAGAACGUUCAAAACAAGGAAAGAAAAGUGAUGGGACCUUGCCAAUGACGCGGCUUCAUCUGAUAGAUGAGGAUGAAGCUGGAGCAGGAGAAAGUUUUAAUGGAAGUAGUGAUUAUAGUUGUGCUUCAUCUGUAACAGAUGAUGACAGAUAUGGAGCUAGAGCCCCUGGGGUAGUAGCGAGGCUUAUGGGAUUAGAUUCUCUGCCCAUAUCUUCCGAGCCCCAUUCUACCCCAUUUUUUGAUACCCUAUCUCUUCAAGAUGCUCAUUGCUGCGGGAAAAACCCUGAAUAUCAUCUUGACCAUCAAAUCAUGCAUUCUGGACAUCUGCUCCGUAAGGUGGAAAGUGAUACAAGGGACUUUUUGGAGUCAAAGGCUCAGAGGAUGAGAAGCAGGCCAAUAGAGAAGUUCCAAACUGAAAUUUUGCCUGCAAAAUCAGCUAAAUCUAUCCCAAUCACACACCAUAAACUUUUAUCACCUAUCAAGAGUCAUAGCUUCAUUUCAACAAAGAGUGCUGCUCACAUAAUGGAAGCUGCUGUAAAAAUUAUUGAGCCUGGACCCCAAGCUGAUAAUAGGGCUAGUAUGGCUGUCGUUGGGUCUUCUUCUCUACCCUUGAAAGUUCGGGAUCUUAAAGAAAAAGCAGAGGCAGUACAGAGAAUGCCGCUGGUUGGCUCUUCUGCAGUACCCUUGAAAGUCAAAGAUCUAAAAGAGAAAGUAGGAACUGCCCAUAAAACAACUAGGCUUGCUGAAGCUUCCCUUGGACCUGUUGAGAUUAAUGCUGCCAAGUGUCUCAAGGGUCAGUCUUUGAACAAGAGCUGGAAUGGAUCAGUAGAUACAACAUCUUUUAGAGAAUUCGAUGCGGAAGAGGUUACCUCUGGCGUAAAAAACAAGGAAAAGUCCAUUUCACUUGCAAUCCAAGCAAAAGUAAAUGUCCAGAAAAGAGAAGGCUUAAAUUCAAGCAGUAGUCGAAAUUUUUUAUCCCAGAAACAGCAGAGUGAGGUUAAGUCAAGCCAGCCAUUCAAGAGUCAAGGAAACAUAAAAAAGAAUUUGCAUAAGCGAACAUCUGUGCAUAAUAGUCCUUCUGGAGUGCUUAGGCAGAAUAACCAAAAGCAAAACUGUGUAAUUGACAGGGACAGGCUAGCCUCAAAGCCCUUGGCUUCUGGCUUGCAGAGUAGAAAAAUGUCAUCUGGGGAUCUUUCUACUGUACGGCAAAAAACCUUAAGCCGUACUUCAGGGAACUCAAAAACUGGAACCAGGAAGUUGGACUCUGAUGUAUCAGAUAGUGAAAAGGGAAUUUCAUAUUCCAAUACUAAGAAUGUCCCUAGGAAGAAACGAUCAAUUGAAAGGGACUCUCGUGAUGAGAAAAAUCAGUUUAUUGAUAAUAUGUUAAUUAACAAAAGUCAGAAGGCAAUUAAAUCUAGUCCAGUUCUUGAUAGACACUUCUCUUUGACAGAGGACGGCAAAAAGAAAUGCAUUGAUAUAGGACACUCUUCAUCAGGCAUGGAUGUUGUUUCAUUUACAUUCACAGCCCCACUUAUUCGAUCAAUGCCUGGCUCUGAAACAUCAUGUCAAGUUGAACAGAAAAAAUUUAGUGUUUGCACAGGGAACCACAGUAAGCGAUUAUUGCUGGACACAGACUGUGUGAACGUAUCUUCACUGGGUUAUAAUGUGAUUGGGGGAGAUGCUUUGAGUAUGCUCUUGGAACAGAAGUUAACAGAAUUAAGUCAGAAAGCUGAGUCUUCCCACCAUGAUUCCUUCAAAGUAGGAUCCUCUUCAUGCUCUGAUUCAACUUUUCCUGAUCUCUUACCUGCUACUAAUUCAAUUGGCACUGCAUCGAAGUUUCAAGAUAAGGAAUACCAACACGUGCUGCUUAGAGAUAAGCGAGGUAGCCAGUAUGAACCUGAUUUUUCUUCAAGUGGAUUCAGACCAAAUAAAUUUCAGGGUAUUGAUGAGAUGGAUGAGUGCAGCAGUAGCCAUCUUGAUGGGAAACAGUUACUUGAUUGUCAGCAUCCAAGCCCUGUUUCUAUCCUCAAACCUUCUUUUUCUACUGAAAGUUGCAACUCUUCUGAUACAGCAGAUAGCAGUAUUACAGAGGGAAGUAAGCAGUGUUCAUCUAUCCAAGCUCAGGAGUUUUUUGGUCUGAGUUCUUUAAAGAAGUACUACCCAUUAGAAGCUGAUACAGAGUUGUCAGAUUCAGCUUCUUCCACAUCAACCGGAACUCUGGCUAAAAUGAAUGCAAAUACAACUGUGAAACAUCUGUCUGGAUCAGCUAAGUGGGAAUUGGAAUAUGUGAAGCAGAUUUUAUGUAACAUAGAAUUGAUGUUUAAGGACUUUGCACUAGGCCGAGCUCGUGAUAUCAUCAAUCCUUAUCUGUUUGAUCUGUUGGAAACUCGAAAAUUAGGACCUCAAAGUAACAGUGAUGAGUCUAGGCUAAAUCGGAAGGUAUUAUUUGACUGUGUAAGUGAAUGCAUGGACUUAAGAUGCAGGCGGUAUGUAGGUGGGGGAUGCAGAACAUGGAUAAAAGGGGUUGCAAUGGUGAGACGAAAAGAAUCGUUAGCUAAAGAAUUGCACAAGGAGAUCUCCGGAUGGAGGGCCAUGGGAGAUUGCAUGGUGGAUGAACUUGUAGGCAACGAUAUGAGCAGUCAGUAUGGCAAAUGGCUGGACUUUGAAGUUGAUACAUUUGUACUUGGAGUAGAAGUUGAGGGUCAUAUAUUCAAUUGUUUGAUUGAUGAAGUGGUUGCUGAUAUCUUCCAAACAUAAUGCCAGGGCUCGUUGAUAAUUUAUCCUUUGAAAAUGUAUGUUGUCUUUUCUCCAAAUACCCUAUGGUUUUAGGAUUCUUAGACUUGUUCAUCAAUUACUUACUGAGUUUCAAGGCAUUAUGAAUGGAGCUGCAUUUCGCAAUAUUAGAGCGUGCAAAAGACCAGCUUUAAAAAAAUAAAGUUAUGCUGCAUAUAAA
This is a messenger RNA of Mangifera indica (mango), 3334 nucleotides long. RefSeq lists its product as uncharacterized. Lineage: Eukaryota; Viridiplantae; Streptophyta; Magnoliopsida; Sapindales; Anacardiaceae. The transcript is spliced from 6 exons. The coding region runs from base 262 to 3138 and encodes 958 amino acids. The record is from RefSeq and is a predicted model, not a curated record.